Mastomys coucha (southern multimammate mouse) is the source of this 1134-nucleotide messenger RNA. RefSeq names its product Golgi resident protein GCP60-like. The transcript has a single exon. Gene Ontology annotation, molecular function: fatty-acyl-CoA binding. Gene Ontology annotation, cellular component: Golgi membrane. NCBI's taxonomy places the organism in Eukaryota, Metazoa, Chordata, Mammalia, Rodentia, Muridae. The annotation marks the transcript as partial. The record is from RefSeq and is a predicted model, not a curated record.
UGAGCAGCAAAAAACAUGGAAGAAAGAAAACAAGUAAAGGACAAGAAUAAGAAUGAAGAACAGGCCGAGGAGGCGCUGCGAGCGGAGAUGGCGGCGCGGCUGAGCGUAGAGCAGCUCGAGGUGUCGCUCGACGGCCUCACGCUGAGCCCGGACUCGGAGGAGCGGCCAGGCGCGGAGGGUGCCCCGCUGCAGACGCCGCCGUCCUCGCCCCCCGGGAAUGGACUGGGCUCCGGCGCCGCGGGGCAGCCACCGCGGGAGCCCGGGGAGGCAGCGGCGGCGGAGGGCGCGGCCUAGGAGGCGCGGCGGAUGGAGCAGCACUGGGGCUUUGGCCUGGAGGAGCUUUACGGCCUGGCGCUGCGCUUCUACAAAAUAAAAGAUGGCAAAGCCUUUCAUCCAACUUAUGAAGAAAAACUGAAGUUCGUGGCACUGCAUAAGCAAGUUCUUUUGGGCCCAUAUAACUCAGACACUUCCCCUGAGGUUGGAUUCUUUGAUGUGUUGGGGAAUGAUAGGAGGAGAGAGUGGGCAGCUCUGGGAAACAUGUCCAAAGAGGAUGCCAUGGUAGAGUUUGUGAAGCUUCUAAAUAGGUGUUGUCCUCUCCUCUCAGCAUAUGUCGCAUCCCACAGAAUAGAGAAGGAAGAAGAAGAAAAGAGAAGAAAGGCGGAGGAGGAGGGAAGACAGCGUGAAGAGGAAGAGCGAGAGCGGCUACAAAAGGAAGAAGAGAAACGGAAACGAGAGGAGGAAGACAGGCUCAGACGGGAGGAAGAAGAGAGGCGGCGGAUAGAAGAAGAGAGGCUUCGGCUGGAACAGCAAAAGCAGCAGAUAAUGGCAGCUUUAAACUCGCAGACUGCUGUGCAAUUCCAGCAGUAUGCAGCCGAGCAGUAUCCAGGGAACUACGAACAACAGCAGAUUCUCAUCCGCCGGCUGCAGGAGCAGCACUAUCAGCAGUACAUGCAGCAGUUAUAUCAAGUCCAGCUUGCACAGCAACAGGCAGCAUUACAGAAGCAACAAGAAGUAUCGGUGGCUGGAGCAUCGCUGCCUGCAUCAUCAAAGGUGAACUCAGCUGGAACAAGUGACACACUGUCGGUUAACGGACAGGCCAAAACACACACUGAAAAUUCCGAAAAAGUCCUUGAG